Molecule: messenger RNA, 3961 nt
Organism: Onychostoma macrolepis
Lineage: Eukaryota; Metazoa; Chordata; Actinopteri; Cypriniformes; Cyprinidae
Exons: 5
Coding region: 2399-3961 (520 amino acids)
Source: RefSeq, a predicted model, not a curated record
UGGUUGUGAACUUGUUAGCAAAGGCAGUCGAACAGGCAUAGUUAAUAGCAAGCUGUUAAAAAAAAAGCUGUAAAAUGCCCAUUUCUCCGCUUUUACCAGCUGGUGACGUUUUAAUGUUUGCACUUGUUGCAUUUACAGUUAACGUUAAAGCAAAAACACUGAUGAAAGUCCAUUUGAAUGUCAGCAAUGUUUUAUCGGCUAGGCCAAUACUCCCGCCAGGGAGCACACAGAGAAGCGGAGUUUAACUGCUGCACAACGAAUUCACCUCUUAAAUGGAACAAAUAGCGACGUGGAAGGGUUUUCCAUAGUAAGGGACUCAUUUAUCUACAUAAAUAUGUUUAUUUGUCUGUUACAUUAAGGCGACGUGUGAAUUGUGUAAUGCGUCGUUUAAUAUUGUGGAUUAAUCGACAGUGUUUUCCAAAGUUCCAUAUUGCCAUGCACCUUAGCUACAUAGGCCGACUGAUGCAGGGGAUUUCCUGCAUUUUUUUUCGCAGCCGCCAAAUUAUUUUAUCGGUGAAUGACUGCUGUGUGCCUGGGCGAAUAUAAGAACGAGCAGAGAGAGAGAGCCCCGCCCGGUCGCGCGCGCGCACUCUCACCGUCUUCAAACAACGUGAGCGCUGUCUUGCUCUCUCUCCCUCGCGCAUAUUAAUCGAAAUCAAUUGACACACAAUAGUAAAAGGUUAGGCCUUAACAGAGAUUAAUGCUAUCUUUCAAAUAGUGUACUGAUCAAAUUGAAGGCUACUAUAAGAACAGUUGGUAAAAUCAGCCACAUUAAUACAUGCUUCACCAAACUAUAUGAUUUGCAAUUGUAACAGUUUGUCAUUCCCGAUCCCCUGUAAUCAUAGCUAAAAACUAAAAUGCUUUUUUUUUUAUUUUCUAUUUUUUUAUAGAAAUAAUGGAGUGUUCAGAAAGAACUAAAAGGAGGAAAAUAUCAGCGAAAGCGGAGGAACAUUUGCGUCUCCUUGAAAAGGAGUCUAUGAUUGAUGAUUUGUUGACACAUAAUUCUGAAAAGGAAUACCCACUGGAUGAUUUGUUAGAGCACUUCUUAAAAUCCUAAGGAGAAAGGGCCUUGAUAUCCCAAUGGAUGGCAGAACUCUUAUGUCCACUGACAGAUCUUGCAAUGUGGCGAAUAUGGCUGGGUGGUCCUACUACCACUUUGGAAUCGAAAAUGCUCUCAUAGCUGAACUAACAGCUAUGUACAGUGUACAUUUCAGGGUACCAUUACCCGAUGCUUUUAUUUGUGAUGCACCUGCUCGUGCCUUUCUUAAAUGCUCCAAAGGCCAUACAGGCUAUUAUGGGUGUGAGAGGUGCACUCAAAAAGGCCAGUACAUUAAUGGGAAGGUGGCUUAUCCUGAAAUAUCAGCAGAGCUCAGGACAGAUGAGCAAUUUGGUAGGCAAGGCUAUCAACAGCACCAACUGUCAGCCUCCCCCCUAAAUGAUCUGGGUAUAGGAUUAGUUACCAGUUUUGUGUUAGAUUAUAUGCACCUUGUGGGCUUGGGGGCAAUGCGUAAGUUAAUAUUUCUUUGGUUGAAGGGGCCGCUGAAAUGCAGGCAAUCUAUGAAGUUUUUUGUUGUAAUGUCAGCAUAUAUGGUUUCUAUCAGGCAAUAUUUACCUAGCAAUUUUGCAAGGAAACCACGAUCCUUGUUUGAAUUCAGCACAUGGAAAGCUACAGAGCUUCGGCAAUUUUUACUUUACACUGGCCCUGUUGUUCUCCUCAAUAAUAUACCCAGUAGAAUGUACAGAAACUUUUUACUUCUAUCGGUAUCUAUGAGAAUUCUUCUGAGUCCUGCCUUAUGUUCUCCUGACAAUUGUGACUAUGCUGAGGACAUUUUGAAACUCUUUGUAACAGAUUUUGCUGCAAUUUAUGGCACUGAAUUUGUCAGCUAUAACAUGCAUUCAUUGAUCCACCUAGCUCAAGAUGCACGAAAAUUCGGCCCGUUAGAUAGUGUUUCAGCUUUUCCCUUUGAGACAUUUUUAGGUAAACUGAAAAAACUUGUCCGUCGGCCUCAAAACCCUGUCCAACAACUCGUCAGGCGGAUCCAUGAGAAGCAGAAAGUGGCAAGCCAAAAGACCACAUCAGUUUUCAGCCCACUUAAACAGCUCCACUUUUCUGGACCAUUGAUUAAAUCAAUUGCAACAUGGGAACAAUACAGGCGUUACAAUGAUGGACAGACACUGAUCUCCUCCUCUCGUGGCGAUGACUGUUUUUCUGUAGGGGGAAGGAUUCUUAUUGUGCGGAACAUUUUGUCACAUUCUGGAACUGUUAAAGUCCUGUGUAAUUUCUUUGAAACUGCCAAAUCCCUUUCCCUGGAUACGUGGCAUUGCCACUCCUGCACUAGUGUGCUAUUUUUUUUAUUGUUUGUUUUAAUUUUUUGUAUGUAUUUGUUUUUCUUUAAGCAUGCUACCUUUCGCGAUAGUUGAAUUUAUAAAUAGUGGAGGAUUGGCAGUUAUACCGACCAAAUGGUUUAUCGGGCCUGAGGAGGAUGAAUGCUACUGGCCACCAGCAAGGACGAACAUGGCUAAGGCAGUCAUAGAGCAACAGGACCCUCACACUGACUGGGCGACAUACAAGUUGACUGUCAAGAGAAAAGUCGCAACGUAUGAAAGUGCCCGCACAAAAUUAGUCGAGUAUGAACAGAACACAGAUGUACCAACCGAGUCCGAUUCUACAGAGAAUACGGGAAGGGGAAAGCGCAAAAAGAGGCGAGUGAUUUUGUCCAGUGAGGAUGAGGAUGAUGACAAUUGGUCCGGCAGUCAAAUCAGGCCUACACCUCCAUCCACCCUCAGUGCAUCCACCCUCAGAUCUGUGCUGACACCUGCACCGCCUCCAUCCACCCUCAGAUCUGUGCUGACACCUGCACCGCCUCCAUCCACCCUCAGGUCUGUGCAGACACCUGCACCGCCUCCAUCCACCCUCAGAUCUGUGCUGACACCUGCACCGCCUCCAUCCACCCUCAGAUCUGUGCUGACACCUGCACCGCCUCCAUCCACCCUCAGGUCUGUGCUGACACCUGCACCGCCUCCAUCCACCCUCAGAUCUGUGCUGACACCUGCACCGCCUCCAUCCACCCUCAGAUCUGUGCUGACACCUGCACCGCCUCCAUCCACCCUCAGGUCUGUGCAGACACCUGCACCGCCUCCAUCCACCCUCAGAUCUGUGCAGACACCUGCACCGCCUCCAUCCACCCUCAGGUCUGUGCUGACACCUGCACCGCCUCCAUCCACCCUCAGGUCUGUGCAGACACCUGCACCGCCUCCAUCCACCCUCAGAUCUGUGCAGACACCUGCACCGCCUCCAUCCACCCUCAGAUCUGUGCUGACACCUGCACCGCCUCCAUCCACCCUCAGGUCUGUGCAGACACCUGCACCGCCUCCAUCCACCCUCAGGUCUGUGCUGACACCUGCACCGCCUCCAUCCACCCUCAGAUCUGUGCAGACACCUGCACCGCCUCCAUCCACCCUCAGGUCUGUGCUGACACCUGCACCGCCUCCAUCCACCCUCAGGUCUGUGCUGACACCUGCACCGCCUCCAUCCACCCUCAGGUCUGUGCAGACACCUGCACCGCCUCCAUCCACCCUCAGAUCUGUGCUGACACCUGCACCGCCUCCAUCCACCCUCAGAUCUGUGCUGACACCUGCACCGCCUCCAUCCACCCUCAGAUCUGUGCUGACACCUGCACCGCCUCCAUCCACCCUCAGAUCUGUGCUGACACCUGCACCGCCUCCAUCCACCCUCAGAUCUGUGCUGACACCUGCACCGCCUCCAUCCACCCUCAGGUCUGUGCAAACACCUGCACCGCCUCCAUCCACCCUCAGGUCUUCACCUCCAUCUGCUAGGCCGACACUUCCACCACCUCUGGGUAACCUUAGAUGGCCCGAUGGAACGGAACACAGAAGUCGCGGUUCGGUUUAUACCUCGGUUCAGACAUCGAGGAUCGGCUGUACCACCAAAGUAAAAUAA